AUGGCGAUGAGAGAGCUUAUCAGAGACGGUGUCGAUGAUUGUGAUGAAGAAGAAGUAUGGGUCACUCACUAUUCAUCGAACCAUCAGAUACUUCUCGUUGGCGAAGGAGAUUUCUCCUUCUCUCACAGUUUAGCCAUUUCCUUCGGCUCUGCUUCAAAUAUCUGUGCUUCCUCUCUCGAUUCAUACGAUGAUGUGGUCAGAAAGUACAAGAAUGCAAGAUCAAACCUUGAAACUUUGAAGAGACUUGGAGCUUCUCUUUUCCAUGGAGUUGAUGCAACCAAGCUGCAUUUCCAUCCUUAUCUUCAUUUCAGAAGAUUUGACCGUAUCAUCUUCAACUUCCCGCACGCCGGUUUCCAUAGCAUAGAGUCUGAUCCCUAUCUUAUACGGAAGCAUAGGGAACUGGUGUUUGGGUUUUUCCGUGGUGCAAGCCAUAUGCUAAGAGCUGAUGGACAAGUACAUGUCUCUCACAAGAACAAAGAACCUUUUUGCCAGUGGAAUCUCGAGGGUCUCGCGAGCAGAUGUUUUCUUGUGUUGGUUCAAUGUGUGCCGUUCGAGAAGAGCAAGUAUCCUGGUUAUCAGAAUAAGAGAGGAGAUGGAUCCAGAUGUGACAAACCUUUCAAAUUAGGAGAGUGCAGUACUUUCAAGUUCAGAUUAUGCCGUGUCGCUAAGGAGCUGUACGCAGAGAAACUUAUAUGGAGAGACGAGAAGGAACUAGAAUCAAAGUGUCCCCAAACUUUACCAAAUAAGCAGCCACUCUCAUUUGAUCAGUUUCAAGGUGUUAGCCAAAGACCAGUUUUGUUUGAUCUCAGUUAUCGUCCAGACUAUAACCUUAGGCAAGUCCAAGAUCCUUUGGUUCAAUCAAGACAAAUAACAUCUCCAUUGGAUCUUUCUUAUUACCAAGAACAUAGAUGUUCACAGUUCGAAGAUGUUUCUGUUCAUGCAACCGAAAGACAAGUAUCAUUUGCUCUUGAAAGAUACAAGGCUCCGUAUCAAGGCAACUUAAUACAGCAUGACAAGCUCAUGUCCACUGAAAGAAGCAAGAACGACAUUGGACGAGCUUUCCUCAUCUGUAUACUGGAGAAUCGCCAGAAAGACGCCGCUUGCUUUGUCAAGAAUUUCAAGUUCAAGCUCGUCAAGAACCAGUCUUCGAAUACUCUAACCGCGUCAAUGGAGUUUCUCAUGGAAUUUAUAACAGGGAAGUACGGACCAGCUUUCGUCAUCCAUACGAGUGACCGAUCUUCAAUGGAAACAAAGGUGACUGAAGCUUGGACUCACUAA
Arabis nemorensis is the source of this 1278-nucleotide messenger RNA. NCBI's taxonomy places the organism in Eukaryota, Viridiplantae, Streptophyta, Magnoliopsida, Brassicales, Brassicaceae. The record is from the annotation of a GenBank genome assembly.